AUGGCGGAGGCGGUGGCGUACGAGGAGCAGCGGCGGAGGCAGAUAGAGGCGAACAAGCGGAAGCUGGAGGAGCUGCAGCUCCACCACCUCUCCGCCGCCGUCAGAGAGGCCACCGCCGCUGCCAAACCCUCGUCGGCCAAGAAGCGGAAGGCACGGGUGCCGCGGGACGCCGACGAGGAGCCGCUACGACGGUCCGGCCGACUCGCCAACCUCCCUGAGAAGCCCAUGUACCGCGAGGUCAAAGUGAACUCGCCAUUUCUGCAGGUCAGCAAGUCGAAUGCGCGGGUGACGCGGGAGCCGCUACGGUGGUCCGGCCGACUCGCCAACCUCCCCGAGAAGCCCAUGUACCGCGAGGAUUCGGACGAGGAGAGGAGUUACGCCAUCUUUAAGGCUGAGGAGCUGGUGCAAGAGCUGGGCUCCAGCUUCCCCAUCUUCACCCAGCCCAUGUCACUGUCUCAUGUCACCGGAGACUUCAGGCUGGGCCUCCCGACAUAUUUCUGCCAGAAGCACCUGCCGAAGAGUGAUGAGAUGAUCACCCUGGUGGAUGAGGAGGAUGACGAAUCAGCCACGCUCUACCUCGCAAAAAAGGCUGGCCUCAGCACUGGAUGGAAAGGGUUCGCCAUCGAGCACAAGCUGCUUGAUGGAGAUUGCUUGGUCUUCCAACUGAUUGAGCGGACAAAGUUCAAGGUGAUUGAGAUCUAUUUUGCAUAG
Messenger RNA from Miscanthus lutarioriparius, 711 nucleotides. NCBI's taxonomy places the organism in Eukaryota, Viridiplantae, Streptophyta, Magnoliopsida, Poales, Poaceae. The record is from the annotation of a GenBank genome assembly.